Athalia rosae (coleseed sawfly) is the source of this 1892-nucleotide messenger RNA. RefSeq names its product triokinase/FMN cyclase-like. Bases 8 to 1792 code for a protein of 594 amino acids. The record is from RefSeq and is a predicted model, not a curated record. Gene Ontology annotation, molecular function: glycerone kinase activity. Gene Ontology annotation, biological process: glycerol catabolic process. Lineage: Eukaryota; Metazoa; Arthropoda; Insecta; Hymenoptera; Athaliidae. Gene Ontology annotation, cellular component: cytosol. The transcript has 10 exons.
CUCUGCAAUGGCAUCAUCCAAGAAACUGAUCAAUGUCCCUGAUGAUGCAGUUAACGAAUCUUUGUCGGGACUUCACCUUCUCUAUCCACAACUCGUUCACCAUCCCUCUAAGCGAGUUGUUUUAGCGCCAGACUGGAAGGUACGGAAUGGAAAAGUCGCCGUUGUCAGUGGUGGGGGUUCAGGUCACGAGCCUUGGGCAUCAGGUUUUGUAGGAUCUGGUCUACUGACAGCGGCUAUAGCAGGGUCUGUAUUUGCAUCUCCUCCCUCAAACCACAUUCUUCAUGCUCUCCGUUGUGUUUCCACAAAUAACAAAGCUGGAAUAUUAGUGAUCGUACCAAACUACACCGGUGAUUGUUUGAAUUUUGGCACAGCGAUUGAGAGAGCAAGACAGGCUGGCAUUUCGGUGACAGAACUUACUGUCGGAGAGGACUCCAGCAUACCGAUAAGCGAAUUGGGAAGGGCCGGACGAAGAGGUCUUGUAGGUAUGCUGUUCGUUGCCAAGGUGGCUGGUGCCCUUGCAGAACGUGAACUUCCCUUGAACAUGGUUGCACAAUGUGCUGAAAUAGUGACGAAUAACAUCGCAACGUACUCAGUCGGUUUAACACCUUGUUCGUUACCAGGCCAAGGAGUCAUGUUCCACCUUCCUGAUGACGAAAUGGAAAUUGGACUGGGUAUACAUGGUGAAGCCGGUUACAAACGAAUUAAACUAACGACCGCCUCUGAAAUCGUCUCCUUGAUGCUUGGAGAAAUUUUAAAGGCGCUAUCAUUGAUAGCUAGGCAGUCUGUAGCUGUUAUCGUUAAUAAUUAUGGGGCGACGAGUCAAUUGGAACAGGGUAUUAUUGUUCACGAGGUGGUCACGCAGCUUGAGAAAAAAGGCUUGCGGCCUCUACGGGUCUAUGCCGGUGCUUUGAUGACUUCCCUCAACAGCUCUGGUGUCCAAAUAUCUUUAUUGAGACUUGCUGAUCAUUAUGAAUCAAGCCUUCUUAGCUGCCUGGACGAACAAACGGAUGCUCCGAGUUGGCCAGGUAGAGCCUAUACCAUGCCACCUUCUCCAUCCUACAUCGCGGAUCCCUUUGAAUUGGAAUCCAUGGGCGCAGCACUUGAUGAUAAAAAGAGAAUUCCCAAAGUCGGUCCGACAUUGGAUGAACAGGGAGAAAACCUGUUGCGUGAAUGUUUGACGAUCGCUUGUGCAGCAAUAACAGAACUAGAAGAAGAGAUUAAUGAAUUGGAUAGCGGUUGUGGUGAUGGCGAUUGCGGAUCUACGCUGCGACGUCUUUCCGAGGGAAUUUCUUCUUCAUUGGGAGACCUUCCGCUGUCUCACCCUUCGUCCCUAUUAACGGCAUUGUCAGCAAUUGCAGAAGAGAAAAUGGGAGGUACUUCAGGGGCAGUUUACUCACUCAUGUUCACUACCGCAGCUGCAGAAUUGGAAGUAUCAGUUGACAGCAAGGUCUCCCCCUUAUCAUGGGCUCAUGCAUGGCGGGGUGGUAUUGAUGGAAUUAUGAGAUACAGCAAGGCAAGACUCGGGGAUCGAACAAUGUUAGAUGCACUGGAACCGGCAUGCAGUGAAUUCGAAAGCCAUGAUUUAUCUCCAGGGUCAUGGGAAACAGCCUUAGCUAAAGCUGCGAUUGCAGCUGAAAUGGGAAGUGACGCUACCAAGUCAAUGGAAGCAAAGGCAGGUCGCGCUAGCUACGUAAAACAGGACUUAUACUUGCAGAAGAGAGAUGCAGGAGCAUUUGCCGUUGCUACUUGGAUCAAAGUAAUUGUACAAACUAUUCUGAAGUCCAAAAAUUGAAAUAUACAAUUGACUGUUACUAAUUGGUAAAUAUUAUCCACUUUUGUUAUAACUGUUGUCAGACUUGGAGGGGAAUAAACAAUAAACGUUUUAAAUAAAA